AUGGCCCCAGACUCAACACAAAAUAACGACCGCUCGGCAGCAGCCGCAGCAACGAUAACAGCGACCGCAACCACAACAACGACUCAACAUUAUACCAUGAAGACUUCUACGAGACCACCCCUGGUCUCAUCGCAUUCACAUCACUCACAUCACUCUCGCCAUUCUCAAGCCAAUAUGCAAUCCUUCCGCUCUAAUAGGUCAACAACUCCACUGGCGUCACCUCGCAUGCCUCAUUCUGUCGGCCAAACUUACCCCCCUAGUACUAAAUUAUCUCCCGUUAUAACGGAUAUGCGAUCACCAAGCCCUAAUUAUUUCGGUCUAAAUCUUGACCAUUCUAAUGCUGAUAUUCGAGACUCGGCCGUUGCCCCCCUCGAUCAUUGGAGUCCCCCAAGCUCGUCCGUGAAAUCGUUCGGUGCCGCGAUACCGAAACAAGUACCUCUCGAUGCUAACCCCGAAUUCGAGGCUUUCAGGCGUCAAGUCGAUGCGAAUCGAUCUAAGGGAUUCAACCUAGGAAGCGCCCAUUUCGCGCCGGUCCAUUCGCCUUUGUCGACGAGACCUAGGCCACCACGCCUACCGACCAAUCAGAGCGAUAGUGCUUCCGAUUUAUCUAGUACCCGGUCCCUCAAUGGCAGAAGCUUCGAUAGUGCACCCAGCCGAAUGGAUAUCGAUGCAGAUAGUCUACACGACUCGGCGUAUGUGUCCUCGGAUUCGAAGAGGAAUUCGGAAGUAUCGCUGAAUCCGCCAUCUUUUAGCAGCAUGUCUCGUUUUGAGUCUCCUGUCCAUGCUGACUCACCAUUCGAACCCCUACGUAGAACGACGUUGUCUAAAAAUGAAGAUCGGCAUCCACGACUUUCUCUGCCGCAAGAGAAGUUGGAAGCGUCGUUAGAGCCUAUGAAAGCUCGUGCUGAGACUUUACCGACGACGCUUGAGAGCGGAGGACCUGGUCUCAUCCCAUCAACUCAACUCAGAGAUAUGCUUACAUAUAUGCCCGAUAACGAAUUCCUUCUACUAGAUAUUCGUGUGAAUACUCACUAUGCUCAGUCCCGAAUUCGCGGUGCUCUAAAUCUCUGUAUACCGACGACUCUGUUGAAGCGUGCCACGUUCAAUUUAGACAAAUUGCAGCAGACUCUUCAGACCGAAGAGGACCAGCAUAAGUUUGAGCAAUGGCCAAGCGUCAAGUAUCUCAUAAUAUACGACGGAUCUUCGACCGAAAAGCGCGAUGCCGUCUCGGCCAUGAACAUGUUCAAGAAGUUCUCAAAUGAGGGCUUCACCGGAAAAUCGUAUCUUCUAAGGGGAGGGUUUCAUACUUUUUCCACCGAGUAUCCAACCUUCAUCGAUCGUCAGUCUGCUUCAGAACGACCAGGCACUUCGAUUACCUCGCCGAAUGGCGGCCGACCGAGUUUCGCUCCCGUGAUUGGUGGUGUAAUGCUUCCUUCUAAUGCCAAUAAUCCUAACCCAUUCUUUGGUAAUAUACGACAGAACAUGGAUCUGGCCGAUGGUGUUGGACAAAUGGAUAUCUCCUUGCCAUCUAAUCUAGAUUCUAGUACCCUUCCACGAUGGCUUCAAGACGUAACCAAGUCAUCGGACCAUGGCAAGAAAGCGUCUGAGAAGUUCCUGAGAAUCGAGCGUAGUGAGCAGUCUCGCAUGAAGGAUGCUUAUGCCUCUUUCAACACCUCCGUACCACCAAGUGAGAUGCCUGGUAGAGUCCGUCUUUCUGGGGUAGAGAAAGGUGGCAAGAACCGUUAUAAAGACAUCCUCCCAUUUGAACACGCUCGUGUUCACCUAGCUGAUCGACCCGAAGGAGUUUGCGAUUAUAUCAACGCCAGUCACGUUCAAGCCUCGCGCAGCAACAAACGAUACAUCGCGUCGCAGGGACCUUUGCCAGCCACCUUUGAUGAUUUCUGGUCGGUGAUAUGGGAUCAAGAUGUCCGUGUCAUCGUCAUGUUAACUGCAGAGUCGGAAGGCGGCCAACUUAAAUGCCAUUCGUACUGGCAGAGCAAGGAAUUUGGGUCUAUUAGGCUUAAGCCAUUGUCUGAGAAGAAGGUCUCGCUUGAUAUUGAUAAGCAUCGACCAACUCCUGGCACGGCAUCAUCUGCACACAAUGCUGCAGAAUCUGGACGGCGCCGUGCGAAUACUACUACGACGUUCGAAGCCGCGCAAAACAUACAGCCUCCUCAAUCGCAACCCGAGACGCCCUAUGUAAUUGUUCGGAAAUUUGCAUUAUCGCACUCUGCCCAUCCAUUCUCCCCUAUUCGGGAAAUUACCCAGCUGCAAUAUGCCUUGUGGCCUGAUUUCGGAGCGCCGGCGCAGCCAUCUCAUCUGUUGGCACUUGUUGAAUUGGCUAAUGUGAUGCAACGUGCGGCGUUACCAAUCGAUGCGAACUCGAUUGCCGCCUCUGUUGCUACCGAAAACCCAGCAGCUAUGGGUUGGUACGAUGAGCCUGAGUCCGAUGCGAACGCAAGACCAAUGCUCGUACAUUGCUCUGCCGGAUGUGGUCGUACUGGUACAUUUUGUACUGUUGACAGUGUAAUCGACAUGCUUAAGCGACAGCGACUAAGUGCGAUCAACCGAUCAGAUGCAGAUGGAGACGUGUGCAUGAAAGACUGCUCCCCUGUUCGUCAUCGGAGUACCGCCACCAAUGGUGGCGUCAAGUCCAAGCCAAUGGCGAACGGACACAAGGAGCUUCAAACCGAUUGGCUCGAAAACGCAGGCCUCGAUUUGGUUGAGAUGACCGUGGAAGAUUUUAGAAGACAACGAUUGAGCAUGGUACAGAGCUUGCGACAAUUCGUCCUCUGCUAUGAGACCGUAGUAGAAUGGGUAUGGAGACUUCAAGAGAAGAACAUUAGUAUGACAGGAGGCCGAGGAAGACCACGAAGCGAGAUAUUAGACUUUCGAAAAUGA
Molecule: messenger RNA, 2901 nt
Organism: Hypoxylon trugodes
Lineage: Eukaryota; Fungi; Ascomycota; Sordariomycetes; Xylariales; Hypoxylaceae
Exons: 2
Coding region: 1-2901 (966 amino acids)
Biological process (GO): protein dephosphorylation
Molecular function (GO): protein tyrosine phosphatase activity
Source: RefSeq, a predicted model, not a curated record